Molecule: messenger RNA, 2097 nt
Organism: Chrysemys picta bellii (western painted turtle)
Lineage: Eukaryota; Metazoa; Chordata; Testudines; Emydidae
Gene: NELFB
Product: negative elongation factor complex member B
Biological process (GO): negative regulation of transcription elongation by RNA polymerase II
Cellular component (GO): NELF complex; nucleus
Source: RefSeq, a predicted model, not a curated record
GGGGACGAGGAGCGCGCGGGACCCGACAGGGCUGGGGGGCGACAGCGGGAACGGACCCGGCUGGGCCCGCCGAGGCCGCCGCCAUGUUCGCGGGGCUGCAGGAGCUGGGGGUGGCUAAUGGGGAGGACCUGAAGGAGACGCUGACCAACUGCACCGAGCCGCUCAAGGCCAUCGAGCAGUUCCAGACAGAAAAUGGAGUCCUCCUGCCCUCUCUCCAGUCUGCUCUGCCAUUCUUGGACCUCCAUGGAACUCCUAGGCUGGAAUUUCAUCAGUCUGUAUUCGAUGAGCUGAGAGAGAAAUUGCUGGAGAGAGUUUCAGCCAUUGCCUCGGAAGGAAAGGUUGAGGAAAGAUACAAAAAGCUGGAGGAUCUGCUGGAGAAAAGCUUUUCCUUGGUCAAGAUGCCGUCUAUACAGCCUGUGGUGAUGUGUGUCAUGAAACACCUGCCCAAGGUCCCUGAAAAGAAACUGAAGUUAGUGAUGGCGGAUAAGGAUUUAUACAAAGCAUGUGCCGUGGAGGUGAAGCGCCAGAUCUGGCAGGAUAACCAAGCUCUGUUUGGUGAUGAGGUGUCCCCAUUGCUGAAACAGUACAUCCUGGAGAAAGAAAACACUCUCUUUAGUAGUGAUCUCUCUGUCUUGCACAACUUCUUCAGUCCCUCUCCAAAAACGAGACGUCAGGGAGAGGUGGUUCAGAAGCUGACACAGAUGAUUGGGAAGAAUGUGAAGCUAUAUGACAUGGUGCUACAGUUCCUAAGAACAUUGUUCCUUCGGACAAGGAAUGUCCAUUACUGCACACUACGGGCAGAGCUCCUGAUGUCACUGCAUGACCUGGACAUCAGCGAGAUCUGUACUGUUGACCCCUGUCACAAGUUCACCUGGUGCUUAGAUGCCUGCAUUCGGGAGAAGUUUGUGGAUAACAAGAGAGCUCGAGAGCUGCAAGGGUUCCUGGACGGAGUGAAGAAAGGACAAGAACAAGUAUUGGGAGAUUUAUCAAUGAUCUUGUGUGAUCCCUUUGCCAUUAACACCUUAGCUCUGAGUACCAUACGGCAUCUGCAAGAGCUGGUUGGGCAAGACACCUUACCCAGGGAAAGCCCAGACCUCUUGCUGCUGUUAAGGAUGCUGUCUCUGGGACAAGGGGCCUGGGAUAUGAUUGACAGUCAAGUCUUCAGGGAGCCUAAAAUGGAACAUGAGUUGAUCACCAAGUUCUUGCCGAUGCUGAUGUCCUUUGUGGUGGAUGACUACACAUUCAACGUAGAUCAGAAACUGCCAUCGGAAGAGAAAGGGCCAAUUCCCUACCCCAGCACCAUUCCCGAAGCUUUCACCAAAUUCCUCCAGGAGCACAGAAUAGCCUGUGAGGUUGGGCUAUAUUACAUACUUCACAUAACUAAACAGAGGAACAAGAAUGCUUUUCUCAGGCUCCUGCCAGCACUAGUCGAGACAUUCAGUGACCUGGCCUUCAGUGAUAUUUUCCUGCACCUGCUCACCGGUAACCUCACCUUGCUGGCUGAUGAAUUUGCGCUGGAGGACUUCUGUACCAGUCUCUUCGAUGGCUUCUUCCUCACUGCCUGCUCAAGAAAAGAGAAUGUCCAUAGACACAUGCUAAGAUUGCUACUUCACCUGCAUCACAAAGUGGCACCUGCCAAAUUAGAAUCCCUCCAGAAGGCUUUGGAACCUACCAAGCAGAGCGGCGAAGCUGUGAAGGAUCUUUAUAACCAGCUCAGCGAGAAACUGGAGCUUCGCAAACCCAGUCCAGCCCAGGUGGCUGAAACUCCAUCCAUGGAACUGACUUUGCCCACAGUGCCCACCCCAGCCUCGCUCUGAGCCACAUGAGCGGGACUCUGAGACAAGAGAAACUAAUCUUUGCGUCCUGCAGAGUGGAGGCGUUUCAAUGUGUCGCUGGCUACCAUGGUGGAAACUUACCUAAAGCCACUGAGCCUUUUGCAGAAGCAGGACAUUGUCAGACACUGCAGUUUGUCCUUGAGCAUGCUCAGUAUGCAGUGUAUUGCAUAGGUUUACUUUGCCUAAGGAUAGCUAGGUGGCUUCUUGUGGAUCUACUCAGCUUGUAUGAUUUUUUUUUCAAAAGACAAGUCUUGUUUUUAAA